This is a messenger RNA of Drosophila erecta, 945 nucleotides long. RefSeq lists its product as uncharacterized. The record is from RefSeq and is a predicted model, not a curated record. NCBI's taxonomy places the organism in Eukaryota, Metazoa, Arthropoda, Insecta, Diptera, Drosophilidae. The transcript has a single exon. Bases 30 to 860 code for a protein of 276 amino acids.
GUUGGCCUUGAAACACCUAGCACUCCGAGAUGUGGCAAGGACACAGGGAAAAACCCACCUCCACCCGCUCGAUGCCCAAGGACCUGGUGGACCCCGAGAGGCGGCUGCCGCCGUGGAGCCGGCUUCUGGAGCACAAUGCGGAAGGUUGUCCGCGGAGGAGGAGUGGGGAGAAGGAGGAGCACUACGAGGUGGAGAUCAGCAACCACCUGUGGUCACUUUGGGGCACCACGCAGCAAGUGAGUCCAGGGGAGCAUGGCUCCGCGCUGGAGUCCGCAUCCGGCAGGACCGCAGCUCCAGGCCAGGUGCUGGCAUGCUGUGUGAUGGCCUGUUGCGCCGGCACCUUUCAGUGCCUGGACUCCUGGAACUCCAGCGCGCUGGACACGAUCAUGCUGAACGGGCAGGGCUACUACAACGAAAGCUUGGCGAGCAGGCAACGCUGGGCGCGCAGAGGGGAUCUCUGCCUGGAGUGCCUGAACACCACCUGCUUUCUCGAAGGUCGUGAGUUUUGGGUGGACAUCGAGAAGUUCAACACCGGCAAGCUGUACAGCAGGAGCAGGAGUCUGGGACACGCGCUGAGCGUGUUCUUUGGCCAGCACUUGCAAACGGGGGUUCUCCAGCUGAGGGACCAGGCUCUGGCCUUCGGCUUCAUACCCGAGUUCGCCUCCGGAGGAGCCUUCUUCCUGUUCCACUGCCAGGCGCGCGGGAGGCCCCUUUUCAGGGACUGCGAGAGCGCCCCAUAUGUGCUCCGGAUGCGGAAGCUGCAGCAGCUGCUCUACUGCAUGCUCGUCACUCUGGACGAGAAGCGCCACAAUGUGCCCUUCAGGAUCUACAAGGUGGGCUGUGUUCCCCGCUCUAAUUAGCCGGACUACUGGCCAAACUGAAAUGUAUACCUAAAAUUAUAGUGCGCGCAUUAGGCCAGAAUAUACAGAUGGCAAAGAUAUCAUA